Messenger RNA from Rhodotorula graminis WP1, 1133 nucleotides. RefSeq lists its product as uncharacterized. The transcript is spliced from 5 exons. The coding region runs from base 1 to 1020 and encodes 339 amino acids. NCBI's taxonomy places the organism in Eukaryota, Fungi, Basidiomycota, Microbotryomycetes, Sporidiobolales, Sporidiobolaceae. The record is from RefSeq and is a predicted model, not a curated record. Gene Ontology annotation, cellular component: cytoplasm; nucleus.
AUGUCCGAUCUCGCCGCCACCAAGAAGCAGCGCACCGCCCAGGUCCUGUGCACCCACGCCGGCACCUUCCACUGCGACGAUGCCCUCGCCCACGCCCUCCUCCGCCAGCUCCCCCGCUUUGCCGACGCAGAGCUCCGCCGCUCGCGCGACCCCGCCGUCUGGGACCAGUCCGACAUCGUGUUUGACGUCAGCGGCGAGUACGACCCGCCACGCGGCCGCUUCGACCACCACCAGCGCGGCUUCAACGAGGUCUUUGGCCACGGCUUCACCACAAAGCUGAGCUCUGCCGGCCUCAUCUACAAGCACUACGGCCAGGAGAUCGUCUCGACCAUCCUCGGCGAGCCCGUCGAGUCGCCGGUCGUUCAGCAGCUGUGGCUCAAGAUGUACGGCGACUUUGUCGAGGCGCUCGACGGCAUCGACAACGGCGUCGCGCAGUACGUCACCACCGAGCCGCCCCGGUACCGCUCGCGCACCGACCUCUCGUCGCGCGUCGGCGCCCUCAACCCGCGCUGGAACGAGCCCUCGACCGACGACGUCCUCCUCGACGGCUUCAACAAGGCGACCGAGCUCACCGGCUCCGAGUUCCUCGCCCGCCUCGACUACCUCCACAAGGCGUGGCUCCCCGCGCGCGACAUUGUCGUGCGCGCCGUCGAGGCGAGGAAGGACGUCCACCCGAGCGGCAAGGUCAUCGUCUUUACCGAGUUCUGCCCGUGGAAGGAGCACCUCCACGUCCUCGAGGAGGAGCUCUCGAUCCCCAAGGACGAGCUCCCGCUCUACGUCCUGUACCCGGAGAGCGAGAAGCCCGACGCCAAAUGGCGCAUCCAGGCCGUCGCCGUCUCGCCCGAGUCGUUCGACAGCCGCAAGGCGCUCCCCGAGGCGUGGCGCGGCGUCCGCGACGACGCCCUCUCGACCCUGACCGGCAUCCCGGGCUGCGUCUUUGUGCACGCCGCCGGAUUUAUCGGAGGCAACGUCACCAAGGAGGGCGCCAUGGAGAUGGCCAUCAAGGCGCUCGACCUCUAGAUUCUAGAUGGACUCUGCGUCGGUCGCUCGUUGGCGGCGACACGGCUGGGAGCAGACGCGGUGGACGUCGUCGAGGAGGUUUCGCUUGGAAUCCAGCGAGUUCAGCUUCCCUC